Molecule: messenger RNA, 1103 nt
Organism: Magallana angulata
Lineage: Eukaryota; Metazoa; Mollusca; Bivalvia; Ostreida; Ostreidae
Product: peptide methionine sulfoxide reductase-like
Exons: 5
Coding region: 397-753 (118 amino acids)
Molecular function (GO): peptide-methionine (S)-S-oxide reductase activity
Source: RefSeq, a predicted model, not a curated record
GCUAAACUUUGUUCCGAAUGUACUUUCGCUUUAUCUUACAUUACUGAUUACACAACACGGUCGGAUUGCAGAUAGAGCUCGAGUCACUUUUGAUUUGUACAGUCCCAAGGGAAAAAAAAGAUGCCUGGAGGAUCAGAUAUUGGCAGGUUGUCAAGAGCGACUUUCGCCCUCAGCUGAUUUUGGUUCCCAGAGUCCCAGUUUGGAGCUUUCCGUGGUGUUCUGAAAACUAGAGUGGGAUUCAGUGGGGGAACCACCCAGAAUCCUACUUAUCGCACCAUAGGGGAUCAUACAGAAACUGUGGACCUGGAAUUUGACCCAAGUGUUGUUUCUUAUGAGGAACUGUUAAACAAGUUCUGGAAAAGUCACAAUCCUUGUUCCCAGCGUGGCACUCAGUAUAUGUCAGCCAUCUUCUAUCACAGUACCAAACAGAAAAUGCUGGCUGAGCAGACUCGAGAGGAACAACAGAAAAACCAUGUAUCCCCCAUUGUCACCCAAAUUGUCCAGGCAGGACCUUUUUACAAUGCUGAAAAUUACCACCAAAAAUACAUUCUGAGACAGCAUAGGGAUAUUUUGGACACUUUGAACCUAUCAGAUGAAGAAAUCAUCUCCUCUGCACUAGCUUGCAAGUUGAAUGGGUAUCUCGGGGGCUAUGGAGACUAUGAAGAUUUCCUAAAGGACACAGAGGGUAUGUCACUGACUAGAAAACAACUUGGUUACGUUGAACAGCAGCUGAAGAAAGCUCCACAUUUCUAAUAAAUUCUACCUGAGAAGUUCUCAUCAUAUGUUGACUGUUUUGUUUGUGAUAUUCUUUUAUUCCACUUUUUCCACCCCUGUAGUUUUUAAUCAGGUGAUAUAUUUCUGUGAUACAGUUUUAAUGUUUUUCAUGCUUGUGUAGAUCAAAUUUCGUUUCUUUCUGAUGAUUUUUCUUGAUAAAAGGUAGAUGUUUUCAUCCUUCAAGAAAAUGAUGGUUUUAAAAAGAACUGGAUUUCUGUACACAAAUAUAAAAAAUUUUGAACUGCAUGAUAUACAUAUAAUUUGUGUUUAAAAAAUAAUUUAAUUAGUUCAAAUAAACAUGCUAAAAAUUUGAAAGAAGUCUGGUGUAU